Messenger RNA from Acanthosepion pharaonis, 1050 nucleotides. The record is from the annotation of a GenBank genome assembly. NCBI's taxonomy places the organism in Eukaryota, Metazoa, Mollusca, Cephalopoda, Sepiida, Sepiidae.
AUGCCUACCUUCUUUUCCUCCACUUCUCCCUCUUUCUUUAGCCUAUCCUCCGCAUAUUUCCUUCCAAGGACUUUCAAUUCUGACUUAGUCUUUCUCUAUUUUUCUCCUCACUUGAAUUUUUCUAUUUAUUUUCCUUCUUUUUCUUUUCCUUUUGCUUUCUCCGACGUUUUAUUCGUUUCUUUUUCUCUCUUCUUUCCUUUCUCUCACUCUAUUUUUAAUAUAUUUCUUUCUUUUUCCUUAUCCUCUAUCAGAUCAGCCUUCUCUCUAUACCACUUUUCUCUCUCACGCUAUCUCUCGCUCUCUCUCGACAUCUCUAUAUUAUUCUCAGAAUAUUUUUCUCUCUUUUUCCUUAAAAGUUUUCUUUCUUUUCCUUACCCUCCAUCUCAAUACCCUUCUCUCUUUACCUCUUCUCAUUCUCUCUCUCUCUCACCCAGUCUAUUAACAUUUCUAUAUCAUUCUCAGAAUAUUUUUCUCUCUUCUUCCCCAGUCUCAAUACCCUUCUCUCUUUAUAUUUUCUCUCUCUCUCUCUCACUCUCUCGACAACUCUAUAUCAUUCUCAAAAUAUUUUUCUUUCCUUUUCCUUUUCCUACAUCUCACCCGCUUCUCUCCAUUCCUCUUCUCUCUCUCAUUCUCUCAAGACAAAUAUUUUUCUCUCUUCUUCUUGAUCUCACAUCUCAACACAAUUCUCUCUUUACUUCUUUUCUCUCUGUCUCUCUCUUUCUCUCUCUGUCUCUCUCUUCUCCUCUCGGCAUUUCUAUAUCAUUCUCAGAAUAUUUUUCUCUCUUCUUCUUUAUCCAAAACCUCAACACUCUUCUCUCUAUGCCUUUUACCCUCUCUCUUUCUCUCUCUCAGUCACUAUCUCUUGACAUUUCUGCUACAUCCCAACAUGCUUCUCUCUUCCCCUCUUUCUUCUCACCCUCCCGCAUCCUUCUGUCUCUCUCUCACUCUCGACAUUUUUAUUUAAUUAUCAGAAUAUUUUUCUCUCUUCCUCCUCAUUCUCCAUCUCAAUACGCUUCUCUCUUUCAUUCUUACAUCUCUCUAUCUCGCUGA